This is a messenger RNA of Dioscorea cayenensis subsp. rotundata (Guinea yam), 2139 nucleotides long. RefSeq names its product leucine aminopeptidase. Gene Ontology annotation, molecular function: zinc ion binding; metallopeptidase activity. Gene Ontology annotation, cellular component: cytosol. The record is from RefSeq and is a predicted model, not a curated record. NCBI's taxonomy places the organism in Eukaryota, Viridiplantae, Streptophyta, Magnoliopsida, Dioscoreales, Dioscoreaceae. The transcript is spliced from 4 exons. Bases 239 to 2083 code for a protein of 614 amino acids. Gene Ontology annotation, biological process: proteolysis.
CUCACUGCCAAUGACGGAAAAGUCAAUUAAAAUCAAUGGAGGGGCUGAACAAUAAUUUCACAAAAACCAGCUAAACAUAAAAUUUCAACACUCUUCAGGGUUCUCUAUGUAAAAUUAAUACCUUUCCCUCACUAUCAAUCGCCGGCCAUCACUUCCCUCCCGAGCCCUUCUUCUCUUCUCUUCUCUUCUCUUCUCUCUAACCCUAACCCUAACCCUAGAAAGCUUGAAACCCUCAUCAAUGGCGCCCGUGGAUCCCCACUCCUUCACCGACUCCACCGAUCCAUUCGCCACCCACGUUUCCCUAACCUUCUACCUCGAUUUCUUCACCUCCGCCAUCCAUGGCUCCGCUCUCAUCUUCCUCCCCGCUCCGCACUCCGGCUCCAUCACUCUCGACUCCCGCUCCAUCUCCAUCCACUCCGUCCUGGACCCAGUCUACUUCUCCCCUCUCCCUUUCACUCUCUCCGAUUCCAUUGACCCCAUCCUUGGCCAAUCCCUCUCCAUCACUCUCUCCUCCCAUUCCUCUUUCCUUGUUCUCUUCUCGACUUCUCCGUCCUCGUCGGCGCUCCAAUGGCUGACGCCGCCGCAGACCUCGUCGGGGAACCACCCCUUUGUUUACACGCAGUGCCAGUCCAUCCACGCCCGCAGCGUGUUUCCCUGCCAGGAUACCCCCGCCGCACGCAUCCGCUACUCAGCGCGGCUCAACCUCCCGUCGCCGCUCUCCGCCGUCAUGUCCGCGGCGCGGCUCACCUGCCGUGGUCCCGCCCCGUCCGAUCUCCCCGCGCCUCACCCUCUUUGUCCCUCCUCUGCCUGGUGCGCUGAUGGCCGAGUUGUGGAGGAGUUCUCUAUGGAGCAGCCUAUCCCGCCUUACCUCUUCGCGCUCGCUGCCGGUGAGAUCGGGUCGCGCGAUGUUGGACCGAGGACGAAAGUCUACGCCGAGGGCGGAAUGGAGGUUCUUGAUGCCGCCGCGAGGGAGUUCGCUGGGACGGAGGAGAUGAUCAAGGUUGGGGAGGGGCUUUUUGGGCCUUAUGAAUGGGAGAGAUUUGAUUUGCUGGUGUUGCCACCGAGCUUUCCUUAUGGAGGGAUGGAGAACCCGAGGAUGGUGUUCUUAACGCCGACGGUGAUCAAAGGGGAUGCCACCGGCGCUCAGGUGGUCGCACAUGAGCUCGCUCAUAGCUGGACGGGAAAUCUCAUCACUAACAAGACCAAUGAGCAUUUCUGGCUCAAUGAGGGUUUCACCACGUAUGCGGAGAGGAGAAUUGUGGAGGUUGUGCAAGGAGAGGAUGUUGCUGCUCUGAAUAUUGGGAUUGGGUGGAGAGGUUUGAAUGAGGAGAUGGAGAGGUUCAAGGAUAACAUGGAGUUCACUAAGCUGAAGACUAAGCAGGAUGGGAUUGAUCCGGAUGAUGUCUACUCUCAAGUGCCUUAUGAGAAAGGUUUCCAAUUUCUUUGGCGGAUUGAACGUCAGAUUGGGCGUCCAGCAUUUGAUGUGUUUUUGAAGAAGUAUAUUGCCAGAUUUAAGUUUCAGUCAAUAGAUACAGAGACUUUUCUUGAAUUCCUUAAAGAAAAUGUACCUGGAAUUGAGAAUCAAAUCGAUCUAAAGCUCUGGACUGAGGGGACCGGGAUACCUCCAGAUGCGUUUGAGCCGGUUUCAACCAUUUAUACAAAGAUUGUCUCACUGGCAAAUGAAUUCAAGCAAGGGAGGAUGCCGAGAGAUGAUGAGGUAGCUGACUGGAAUGGGCAGGAGUGGGAACUUUACUUGGAAAAUCUCCCCAAACCUUCUGAAGCUUCACAGCUUGCAGCUCUCGAUGCCCGUUACCGUCUAGCAGAAAGCAAAGACUGGGAGGUGAAAGUAGCAUUCCUUCAACUCGCAAUUUCAUCAGGAUGUAUAACUUACUUUGACGAAGUGGAGAAGGCGUUAAAGCAAGUCGGAAGGAUGAAAUAUCUCCGACCGCUGUACACUGCACUGGUCAAAGGCUCCGGCGAGGGAGAGAAGAUGUUAGCCAAGAGGAUCUUCACAGAAGCUUCAGAGUCCUAUCAUCCAAUUGCUCGAAGUGUAGUUGAUUCUAUCCUUGCCAAGCAUACUUAAGCUUAACUUCACUUGCUUAACCUGGCUUUUUCUAUGCACCAUCUUCUUAAUAAAAA